Molecule: messenger RNA, 4517 nt
Organism: Zootoca vivipara (common lizard)
Lineage: Eukaryota; Metazoa; Chordata; Lepidosauria; Squamata; Lacertidae
Gene: CCDC12
Product: coiled-coil domain containing 12
Cellular component (GO): post-mRNA release spliceosomal complex; U2-type spliceosomal complex
Source: RefSeq, a predicted model, not a curated record
CAAAUCACUGAGGCACCCAGUCUACCCUGUUCAGUCUCUCUCUUCUCCAUCCACCAGCGCCAGCUUUCUGCUUGCUUUGCUCAUCCAGUUUGGGCCGCAGUAGUCCCUAAAUGCACAACUUGCUCUGCAUGUCCAAGCACCCGCCAAACAUCUAAUUCCUUUCCCUCCUUGCUGGCCUUGUGUGUGUUUGCGCACCUUCCAUUUCUUUUGUGCGCGCAAGUCACAAUGGGAAAUUGUAGGGGGAGCAGCCUGGAGCGAAAUGAAAUUAAGCCCAGACACCGAAGAACCCCUGGGCCUGCUGCAUCAUUUACAUGUAGUUCAGGCACCAGGCCUGGGGUGUUUUUUUGCAUUGAAGUCUCGCACUGGGGAAACGUCAGGCUUGAUGGGUGUGCUCUCCUUCCCCCUAAUCCCCCCCCUUUCUCUUUCUCUGCCUCCUCAGAAUAAAGAUGACGGCGUACCGGAGCUCAAGCAUUUCCGAGGCGACGGUGAAGAGAAAGAUACGGGAAAGCAUAAGGAGCUCAAGUUGCGGAAUUAUGCUCCGGAAGACGAAGAGCUCAAGGGGCGGGUGGUGCCCAAAGCGAAGCCUGCCUCAGUGGAAGACAAGGUGAAAGAGCAGCUAGAGGCAGCGAAGCCUGAGCCCAUCAUUGAAGAAGUGGACUUGGCAAAUCUUGCCCCCAGGAAACCCGACUGGGACUUGAAGCGAGACGUGGCUAAGAAACUGGAGAAGCUGGAGAAGCGAACGCAGAGGGCGAUUGCCGAGCUAAUAAGAGAGAGGCUAAGAGGCCAGGAGGAAGAUCUGGCGUCGGCGGUUGACUCAGCAAAGCAGGAGGGGAGCGAUUCGGACUGAGGCGGCCUGUCGGACUGACUCAGAGAAACAGGUGGCCCUUGCGCGAAGCUUCUCUUAACUCUCUGCUGGACGAGGGGACCAAACAUGUUGGACACAAAUCCACAAAAUGCAAGGAGCAGGCCUGGUGUUUACGUCUCCUCCAGGCAGGCUUUUGCUUGGGGGUGUUGCUGGCGAGCAAACGAGUGGGGCAGAGGACGUGCAGGGGAGAACUGGGAGGGUGGACAAAAGAUAUGAGCCUGCAGAACUGGGAAUCGCUUACAGAACUGUGUCCCUAUGCAUCCGUGCAGUACAGCAAAGGACAGACCUAUAUGAAGAGGACCCAAGGAAAACGUCACACAUCCCAAAAAAAAACACACCAUCAUAAUAUGAACUGCUGCAUUUUAAAUGAAAUAGGGAAUUCUCCCUCAUGGAUUUUCACAAUACAAAAGCACACGGGUGUUUAGAGAGUCCUUGGUCUCUUGCAUGCCAAUUCCAGUAUGCUCGGCAGACUUCCUCGAAGUGCCCCUAGAAAGUCAUGUUGGGGAAGAAGCUGACUUGAAUGUGGCUUAUCCACAUAUCAAAGGGAGUUGGUCUCAGGGCAAGGACCCUGGAUCCUGCCAACAGGAUCCUGGCAACUGCUGAGGGGCCUGUAGUUAGAUCUAGCACAGAUUUUCCAUGUGCACCUGUGUUUCAGUGGAUGCUUCAAAAUCCCCCAGCCCAGCAGCUAUCAAGUGUGGCGCCGCAGGAGACACUCAGAAAUGCAGCAGAAAGCCCUUUGUAAAGUUUGCAUAGGAAGCACAUUUGCCAAUAACCUCGACUUCUCUCAAAGGCAGUUCCCUACCAGUAAUGCCACUCCUCAACUGGGCGGAAGAAAGAUGAGACCCUCGUGCUCUUGGCUGACACAGGACCCCCCCCCCUUCCUCCAGUCCUGUGCGUGCCGCAGCCUAAGCAAAGGCCCUUGCAGUUUGUGGCACAAGAUUUCGGCUUGGCAAAAGAGCAAGAUUGCUUUGAAAAUCCGGCCCAGGAGUCUGCCCUUGCGAGAGUUAUUGGCUGUGAUCGGGGAGUGGGUCGGCUUUUUUCAAGGGAGGCCAGCCCCUAAGGCACUGGGCUGCCUCUCGUGGCCAAGACCCACAGUUCUGUAAGUCGUUGUUGUUGCUGUUGGAAAAGCCCUGUCCUUUUGUACCCCAGAUCUCUAACCCCUAUAGAUAAGUUGUUCUUCCUGCUAUCGGCUUGCAAAACAUCACCUGAGUGGCAGUCCCGCUUUAUGCAAAGCCACUGACCAGUUCUGAGCACAUCCUACGUGGGGCAAGUCAGCGGGUGUCUCCUGGAACAGUUUUGCAGCAACGCCACUUCUUUGUGGGUUGCUAAAAUAACAACCUCUCUUGCAUUGCAGCCUGGGAUGUUAAUAUUUCAUUUCGACAUGUUUUCAGAUCUGCCCACCAGCUCCCAACUUUAUAAAAUCUCGAUCCUCGUGUUCUUUAAUCGAUUCACCUUCAGUCAUGUAGAGGUUUUUUUUUUUAAAAAAAAUUAAAAUGUUCUAAAGAUAAUGUGCAGUGUCUUGUACUUUAUUUCACGUUCCUGGGUGACUAAAUAAAAAACCCAACUGGGAGAUGCACCAUCUGAGACAGCGUCUCGUGUAUGGAAGUUUUCUGGACAGAAGAAUAGCUCUGGGAAGCUGAAUUAGGCCUGCCAGUCCAUUGAGCCACGUGACAUCAGGCAGACAUUCUCUGUGGCAGGUGAAGGUGUGGCUGAGCCAAGACUCCAUCUGCCUCUCAGGUCAAGUCGUUUUAUUAAGUAAGGUCAGUGACCAGUAUCAAGACAAAAACAAUUACAAAAUUUAAAAGCCCAGGACAAGAUAAAACGAUAUAGCAUUGCAGAGACAUUUAAAAAACAGUUCUAGGGGGUCAUUUAGCUGCCCAGAAACCCUUCUGACCUAGAAGUAUCCUAUCGGUCAAUAUAUAUUCUACUAAUCCUGGGAGCUAAUCGUUGCAUGUCGUCUUUUGAUUGCUGCUGCACAAAAUUUGGCCACCUUGUACAAUGGAACCUUGGUUCCUGAACUUAAUCCGUUCUGGGAGUCUGUUUGAUUCCCGAAACAGUUUGGAAGCCAAGGCGUGGCUUCCGAUUGGCUGCAGCAGCUUCCUGAAGCCAAUCGGAAGCCGUGCUGGGUGUUCAGCUUCCAAAUAACGUUCGAAAACCAGAACGAUUACUUCCGGUUUUUGUUCGUUCAGGGGCCAGAACGUUCCGCUCCCAAGGUGUUCGGGAGCCGAGGUUCCACUGUAUAUUAUAACAGGAUUUCUGUUGAGCAGCAAAAUAGCAAGAAACCAAUUGCAGCAUCCAGUAUAUUUCUGGAGUAUUGACACUGAAGCACUGAAGAAGAACUUGUUCUACAGCUUUAUUGUUUCGCCAGAGUCACAGGGACAGCAUCUCUCCAAAUAUUUUUCCCAGCCUAACCUACUUCGCAGGGCUAUUGGGAGGGAAAAGUUGGCAGAGGGAAAGCCAUGGGGGAAAGUUGGGGUGUAACCGCGACUAAACUGAACAAAGGCUCUAGCGAAACAGACAGGUUGCAAAAUGGGCUGGAGCAGGAAGUGGCUGGUGCAGCUGGUGAGGCAACCUGGUUGGGGAAACUCCGAUUUCAACAGGUUGCAUGCAAAAGCAGUUUCCUGCUCUUCUCUACAAAGAAGGAGUUUCCUGCGGGAAAUCCGGAGCAGUUCCUUGAAAAGCGCUCAGGACCUGCCUUGUUCUUCUCAGAAGACAGACGCUCAGCCAGCAAAGUACAGAUCCCGGGAAUGAUGAGAGGUCCGUGGUUGCUCUUCCUGUUGGUUGGCGUCACCCUGGUGGUGGCUGCCAUCUCUGAGGCUGAAGUCCUGGCCGUGGAGGGAGGACCGACUUCAGAAGAUGCACCCGAGAAGGAAGGAGCCCACCCUGAGCAGGGAGCACGGGUCGCUAAAGCCUGGUGGAAAAAGUGGAUACAGGAAAGUAGGAAGGAAGUGGCCCCAACCCCAAGACCUGGAGUGUACGGCCCACUCCGCGAUACAACAAGACCCACACAUCGCAAUAGAACAGCAAUACCUGGGAACUGAAGUCAGUCGGUCUUCACCUUCCCCACCUUCUCCCACUGACUCUUUCCCAUGGACCCUUAGCUCUGUAGCACCCUAAGUUUUUUCAUGGCCACACCGCAUGCCUGCAUUUGUGUAACUUGCUCCUGAAAAUUAAGGCUCUUGACUCUGGCUACGUUCCCGCUCCCCCCGUGUCGGAGGCAGACUGCCCCUGAAUGUCAGUUUCUGGAAAUCGCAAACGGGGAAAGUUGCUGUCGCGCUCAGAUCCUGCUUGAGCUUCCCAGAAUGAGCAUCAGAGUGAGGAAAGGAUGCUGGACCAGACAGGACUUUUUAGAUGCUCAUGUCCAUUUCCUGAGCCACCUCCAGAGAAGGGCAGCGAAGGCAUAUUCUCUCUUUCUAGAAUAUCUCAGUCAAUGAUAGCCAUCUUCGGGAGAUUGCGGACUCUCCAUCCUUGGAGGUUUGUAAGCAGAGGUUGGAUGCCUGUCUGUCAUAGAUGCUUUUGCUGAGAUUCCUGCAUCGAAGGGGGUUGGACUAGAUGACCCUCGGGGUCCCCUUCCAACUAUAUGAUUCUGUGUUUCAUUUUCUUGUUAUAUGGAGCUUUAAUGUUAUAGCAAUAAACACUAUUGACCUCUGAA